Molecule: messenger RNA, 2616 nt
Organism: Podarcis muralis (Common wall lizard)
Lineage: Eukaryota; Metazoa; Chordata; Lepidosauria; Squamata; Lacertidae
Gene: RAB14
Product: RAB14, member RAS oncogene family
Biological process (GO): defense response to bacterium; phagosome maturation; endocytic recycling
Cellular component (GO): phagocytic vesicle; recycling endosome; trans-Golgi network
Molecular function (GO): GTPase activity; GTP binding
Source: RefSeq, a predicted model, not a curated record
AUCUUGGACAGAGUGUGUUGUGCGAGCGGAUUGAAAGGAGCAGAGGAGGGGCGGUGGCGAGUGGCAGUAACAGCAGCGAGGGACGAGUGGGGGUGGGGAAAAAAGAAAGAAAGGAGAGGAGCUCGCUGCGCGCGCGCAGACACAGGCCCCCACCUCCCCACCCACAAUACCCAGAGCACGCGUAAGGCGGUGGUGGGGCCGGCGCCAGACCGAGUCUCGAACCCGGAACGAGAAGGGGAGGAGACCUCCCUUGUUGCUGCCGCCACAGCCGGAACCAAGCUGCCCAGUCACCAGUCCCUCGGACCCAGUGCCACCAUGGCAACCGCACCUUACAACUAUUCCUACAUCUUUAAGUACAUCAUUAUUGGGGACAUGGGUGUAGGAAAGUCUUGCUUGCUCCACCAGUUUACAGAAAAGAAAUUUAUGGCAGAUUGUCCCCAUACAAUUGGUGUUGAGUUUGGUACAAGAAUAAUUGAAGUUAGUGGCCAAAAAAUUAAGCUGCAGAUCUGGGAUACAGCAGGACAGGAGAGAUUCAGGGCUGUCACACGGAGCUACUACAGAGGAGCAGCAGGCGCUCUUAUGGUCUACGAUAUUACUAGAAGAAGCACGUAUAACCAUCUAAGCAGCUGGCUGACAGAUGCAAGAAACCUAACUAAUCCAAAUACUGUGAUAAUCCUUAUAGGAAAUAAAGCGGAUCUGGAAGCGCAGAGGGAUGUGACAUAUGAAGAAGCCAAACAGUUUGCUGAAGAGAAUGGAUUGCUGUUUCUUGAAGCGAGUGCUAAAACAGGAGAGAAUGUUGAGGAUGCAUUCCUAGAGGCUGCCAAGAAAAUCUAUCAGAACAUCCAAGACGGGAGCCUGGAUCUAAACGCUGCAGAAUCUGGUGUACAACAUAAGCCUUCAGCUCCACAGGGUGGCCGACUAACCAGUGAACCCCAGCCGCAGAGAGAAGGCUGUGGCUGCUAGUGACCUCACUUCUCGGCUCUGUUUCUGACCUUUCACCUCUGUUAGGAGCAGUGCUUUUGGCUGCUUCAGUUUCCUCUGUCCAUCUUACUGGGUUUAAUUAAAACUCCUGAGGCAACAGUUUAACACAGCACUAAACUGCUAAAAAAUAAAUAAGAGAAACUUAGAUGUAAUCAGGUUAUCAAAGGCAAGUAGAGUCAUACCCUCUCCCUGCAUGGUAAAUCUAGAAGUCUCCCCCCACCCCAGUCCUUGUGAAUAGGUGUCACCAAUACAUGAUUUACAAAACAGAGCACUGAUGGUUGGACCUCAUGAUUUUUAUUAUUAUUCUUUCUCUUUCUGCAGGGCUUUGUCUCUUGUAAAAUUUAACUUUACUAGCUUCAGCCUUUCCUCGCAGUCUGCAAGUGGUCUGGAUCUGUCCUUUUUAGUAACAAAAAAAAGUUGAUUUGCUGUGAAACAACCUACAUGAUUAGAGUGGCAUCCUGCAUAAGAUUCCUUUUUUAGUGGGAAGGAGUCCCUAUUAUGCAGUUGGUGGUGGUGGUGGUGGCGGCGUGGGAGCACUCAUUGCAGGAGUGUUAGCCUUCAUCCAUCUUGGCCUCCCACAUGGCAAGUAUCUCUCUUGUGCUUGUGCUCUGUAGCUUGAUGCCACCCACCUCUUCCUUCUCCUUACCAUUUUUACCUUUUGUGGCCCUUGUUAACAGAACGUAAAUAUGUAUAAAUUUUGAAGGAACAGAGCUAACACUUUAAAAAGUACAUUCUGUGUAUAUGAUCUUAAUGAAAUAAAAACAAACUGAUUUACUGGCACUAGAAUAGGUAAUAUAUUGGUCUGUACAGUUCAACCUAAUAAUGACCACAUCACCCCCAGCUUUAGUAACUGCAGUUCACUGACCAUUGGCUUGAUUCCGUGGUGUUGGCAUUUGGAGGUUGUGCUUAGGAAGCUGGUUCCUGACACAGUGCAAAAGAACACCUACCCCAGUGUAAUAGUAUCUGUCCUAUCUUGGCACUGUCGUCAGCCUAUUGCUGCUUUUGUUUAAUAUUCCUGGUCUUGUGCAAUUGCUGGUGUGCUAAUAUACUUUUCCUCUCUCUUUGGGAAGACUUUUUGCAUUAAUCCAGCUUCAUUUCCUGCCUUAUUGUAUAGGAAGGAUGGGCUGUUGGACAUCUUACACUUUUAUGAAAAGAUAUAUUCUCAACUGGACUGUCAAGCAUUUUACACUCUAGGGAUUUUGAACCAUACCGUGGCAUUUGACACUACAGUUGACAUAGGCUUAAUUUCUGCUCCUCCUCAGUUCUUCCUUCAUGCUGUGGUUGCAAAGAACUUUGAGAGAAGUAAUUCAGAGCAAUUGUGUAUAUGCAGACCUGUCUGUCUACUUGGGUUGGAGCCACCACAUAUGUAAACAAUCUCAACUGUACUGUAACUCUUCCAUAACAACCUGCUAUUUAAAAGAAAAAGAGGGCAACAAAUGGGUUAAGCUUGAUUGGGCUUCACUAUGUUUCACUAUAUUGACUGCAAUGCUUCAAAUAUAGCAUAGGGUUUUUUUGUUUUUAGCCCUGUAAAGACACUAAGCAAGGCCAUGUUCAACUAUGUAAAAGCAAAGGGUGAUAACCAGCAUACUGUACAGUCAAUGUUAAAUAAAAGCCAAAACUGGAAUGUGCAGAUGA